AGGUGAAGUCGCAACGUUUAGGAGGCUCCGUCCCAGUAGUUAGCCAAUCGGAGACGGGCUGGAGGACUGCGGGCGCGGAGGCCGCGUUUGCACAUCCUCCUCCUGCCAGCAGGCGGCCCACCAAGCGGCGCUGCCGGGUUUCCAGCGCGCUGGACGAUCACCCUCGAGUGCUUUUUCCUACAAACGUUUUGCAGUCCUGGCUACCCAGCCCUUUCCGAGGUCCGAGGUCCCAGAAGCCACCCCCCCACUUCGGACCUCCAACCCAGAAAGUUCCGAUGGGACAUACAGCAAGACCGGGGCGCUUCUACGGUGUCUACCUGCUCUACUGCCAGAACCCUCGGCAUCGGGGCCGCGUGUACGUGGGAUUCACUGUCAAUCCUGCUCGUCGCGUCCGGCAACACAACGCCGGUCGCAAAAAAGGUGGAGCCUGGCGGACCAGCGGGCGAGGACCCUGGGACAUGGUGCUGAUCCUGCACGGUUUUCCGUCUGCUGUAGCCGCCCUUCGGUUUGAAUGGGCCUGGCAGCAUCCUCAAGCCUCACGCCGCCUGACUCACGUGGGGCCGCGCCUGCGCAGCGAGGCAUCCUUCGCCUUCCACCUGCGUGUGUUGGCACACAUGCUCCGAGUUCCUCCGUGGGUGCGCCUCCCUCUAACACUGCGCUGGCUGCGACCUGACUUCCGCCAUGAACUUUCUCCAGUGCCACCACCACACAUGCCCAUUGCCUUUGGGCCAGUACCACCCCAGCCCUUGGUCCCGAAGCGACUCACUGCGAGUGAGACUGAAAGCGAGCGCCAGCUGGAUGGAGGCCCCAAGGGCAGCUGCAUGCUGUGUGCACGUAAGCUGCAGGAUGAAGAAGGCCCCCUGUGCUGCCCCCACCCUGGUUGUCCCCUCAGAGCCCAUAUCAUCUGCCUGGCAGCGGAGUUCCUGCAGGAAGAGCCGGGGCAGCUUCUGCCCCUAGAGGGUCAUUGUCCUAGCUGUAAGAAGUCUCUGCUCUGGGGAAGCCUGAUCAGGCAGUGCCACGUGGACACCGAGGAGGAAGAGGACUUGGAAUUAGAAGAGGAGCACUGGACAGACCUGCUAGAGACCUGAUCCUAUGAGUCCCCAGCUUUCACCCCUGGUCCUUUUCUGCCUCUCUCUUCAGUGUUUGUUAGCUUUUACUUGAGCGCAAUAAAAAAGGCUGAGUUCAGGGUA
Arvicola amphibius (Eurasian water vole) is the source of this 1190-nucleotide messenger RNA. It is a transcript of the gene Slx1a, whose product is annotated as SLX1 homolog A, structure-specific endonuclease subunit. Gene Ontology annotation, molecular function: 5'-flap endonuclease activity; crossover junction DNA endonuclease activity. The transcript is spliced from 6 exons. Gene Ontology annotation, cellular component: Slx1-Slx4 complex. Lineage: Eukaryota; Metazoa; Chordata; Mammalia; Rodentia; Cricetidae. The record is from RefSeq and is a predicted model, not a curated record. Gene Ontology annotation, biological process: double-strand break repair via homologous recombination. Bases 276 to 1088 code for a protein of 270 amino acids.